This is a messenger RNA of Doryrhamphus excisus (bluestripe pipefish), 1720 nucleotides long. Its product is annotated as zgc:85777. The record is from RefSeq and is a predicted model, not a curated record. Lineage: Eukaryota; Metazoa; Chordata; Actinopteri; Syngnathiformes; Syngnathidae. Gene Ontology annotation, biological process: fatty acid beta-oxidation using acyl-CoA dehydrogenase. Gene Ontology annotation, molecular function: acyl-CoA dehydrogenase activity; flavin adenine dinucleotide binding. Gene Ontology annotation, cellular component: cytoplasm.
UUGCGCAUGCGCGACUCUUUCCAAAACAACAAUGGCGCUUCUCAGUGGAACCCUGCGUUUAAACCUUGUCAACAGCCGUCCUUUCUUCAAAUGUUCCUCGCUUGGAGUCCGGUCAUUUGCUGACCACGUCUCGGCAAAAACGGCAGAAUCCAGCGCUAUUGAGACCUCUGUCGACCAUAUCAUCUACACGCCAGAGCACUUGGCAUUAAAGGAAUCCCUGAAAAAGAUAAUCGACCAGGACAUUAACCCGUUUGUUGAUCAGUGGGAAGCAGAGGGGAAGUUUCCAGCCCAUAAAAUAUUCAAGAUCCUAGGAAACGCCGGAUUUCUUGGAGUUACCAAACCAGUUGAAUAUGGAGGCUUGGGAUUGGACUACAGCUACAGCGUGGCUGUUUCUGAGGAGCUGGGUAGCAUCCGCUGUGGAGGCAUCCCCAUGGCUAUUGGCGUUCAAACCGACAUGGCUACUCCCGCGCUGGCCAGGUUUGGUUCAGCUGAGCUCAAGAAAGAGUUUCUGCUUCCAAGCAUCCUGGGGGACAAAGUUGCCUGCCUUGGAGUUAGCGAAGUUGGAGCGGGUUCUGAUGUGUCAAACAUUAAGACCAAGGCGGUGAAGAAAGGGGAUGAAUACGUGAUCAACGGGGGCAAGAUGUGGACCACCAACGGCAUCCAGGCCGAUUGGAUGUGUCUUCUCGCCAAUACCAGCGACGGACCCCCACACAGGAACAAAUCCCUUAUUUGUUUGCCCAUGAACUCGCCAGGAGUCCACAUUGCUCGGAAGAUCGACAAACUGGGCAUGUGGUCAUCAGACACGGCCGAAGUGUUCUUUGAGGACGUACGCGUUCCCUGCAAGAACGUCAUCGGCCAGGAGGGCAUGGGUUUCACCUACCAGAUGCUCCAGUUCCAAGAAGAGAGGCUCUGGGCUGUGGCCAAUAUCCUGACCACUAUGGACAUCGUCAUUCAGGAGACCAUCAGCUACACUCGCCAGAGGAAGAUCUUCAAUCAGCCCGUCCUCUACCACCAGUCAGUCCAUUUCAGGCUGGCUGAGCUCCAGACGGAGGUGGAGCUGCUGCGUGCUCUCCUCUACCAGGCCACAGCAUUGUAUAUCAAAGGCAAUGAUGUCACCAAGAUGGCGUCCAUGGCCAAACUCAAGGGGGGCCGUCUGGCGAGGGAAUUGAGUGACAGCUGUCUGCAGUACUGGGGAGGGAUGGGCUUCACCAGUGAUGUGUUGGUCAGCAGAUUCUACAGGGACUCCAGGUUAAUGUCCAUUGGAGCAGGAGCUGACGAGGUCAUGCUCGGAAUCAUCAGCAAAUACAUGGACAUGCUACCCAAAAAGUGAUGUCAUCAGUUGCUUGCUUGAUGACAUAAAGUACCUGCCUUUUGAUUGAAUGGUAUUAAAAGCAAAUAUUUUUCUAAGUAACAAAGUGGCCUUUAUAUUAAGGCAUGCUAUUCGUACUGAUUUCAUGUAAAUAUUGCUCAUCCUUUAAAUUACUAAAUACAGUAUGUACUGUAAUGUAGCUAAAUGAUUAACGCUCAUAAAAUCUUUAUUUACAUUGAACACGUAACAAUGUACUGUGGAAAUCACAAUAUCACAUGCUGUUAUGUUGUACAAUUGGCAUAGUCUGUAAUACACCAAUUAAUUCCUGAGAGCAAUUAAUCUAAACGAUAUCUCUCAGAGGGGAUUCUGUAACUCGGUGCCGUUUGCAUAAUACACUGAUUAUGAUACACA